AUGGCAUACAUUGCACCCAUCCACCGGCCUAGCAGCAUUCGCCAUGCUGUGCGGGCGAGGCUCUUCGACGAUGAAGAGAGCUUGGUGAUAGCCAAGACGAAUCGACUCGAGAUAUACGGCCUCGUCGAGAACCAGCUAGUCCUCCGCCACUCCAAUGUCAUCAACGGCACCAUUUCCAUGCUCCAGAAAUUGUCGCCCAAGGACAACACGACAGACCUGCUCUUCGUCGGCACCGAUAGGUUCCAGCACUUCACCCUGGCCUGGAACGCAGAGACAAGGCAGCUCGAGACAAUACAGUUCAAUCAAGAUGCCGGCGAGAAGUUCAUGCGCGACUCGCAGAGCCAGGACAAGUGUGUGGUGGACCCGACGGGCCGCUUCAUGGCCCUGCACCUAUGGGAGGGGGUUCUGACUGUGGCGCGAUUACAGUCGAGAGGAAGAAAUCUGAACCACAUCGAUUGGAUGGAGCAGCCACGUCUUUCUGAGCUCUUCAUCAGGUCGAGCACCUUCCUCUAUUCCGAGACGGGCCACCCCAAGAUCGCCUUCCUCUACCAGUCACAGGUCGACGCCCCCGACGCCAAGCUUGCUACAUACCGCUUCACAUCCGACGACAAGGAUACCAAAGCGUCCAAUUUUGACCCUCUGAAAGACCGAGAAAUAUCAAAAGACGUGGCGGAUCCAGGUGCCGCCAUACUAAUACCAGUCCCAAAGGUGGAAGAAGAGAAGAGACAUAACUUCCGGCUCACUGAAACGAAUAAUGCCAAGGCGUAUCUUGGCGGUGUGCUUGUAGUCGGCGAGACUCGCAUCACUUAUAUCGACGACACGACUCGAGCAGAGGUCACGGAGCCGUUGAAAGAAGCCUCGAUAUUCGUCGCUUGGGCCCAGUACGACGAGAGACACUACUUGGUUGCGGACGACUACGGCAGGAUGUAUCUGCUCACAAUCCUCACCCAGGGCGUCGAGGUUGACCGGCUGCAGAUGACGGUCAUUGGUAAAACAUCCCGGGCAAGCUGCCUUGUGUACAUGAACAACUUCCUCUUUGUCGGCUCGCACUACGGUGACUCUCAAUUGUGGCGGGUCGAUUUCGAACAGGACUCGAGACGCUUCCUGCAACUGGCCCAGGUAUUUCCGAACAAUGCGCCCAUACUCGACUUCGCCAUCAUGGAUAUGGGUAAUCGCGAAGGCGACAGCCAACUUGGCAAUGCCUACUCCUCUGGUCAGGCUCGCGUCGUCACGGGAAGUGGUGUCCAUAAGGAUGGUAGCCUGCGUAGCGUGCGGAGUGGUGUUGGCCUCGAAGACAUCGGAAUUUUGGGAGAUCUUGAAGAUGUCAGAGGGUUGUUCUCCCUGCGAUCCAGCAGCUCUGGCAAGGUCGAUACACUGGUCGCUUCGUUUAUAACAGAAACGCGCGUCUUCAGGUUUGAAUCGGCCGGAGAUGUUGAAGAGGUGGAAAGCUUUCAAGGCUUGACGCUGGACGACCACACACUCGUGGCGGUAGACCUUGAAAACGGACGACGACUACAGGUGACAACGAAAGCUGCUGUGCUCUCCGACAGGGAUGGUGGGAUGAAAAUCGCAUCCUGGGACCCCUCGACUCACGGCACGACAAUCACAGCAGCCUCGGCGAAUUCAAGAUGGCUGUUGGUAUGUGUGGACGGCAAAUCACUGAUUUCUCUCAAUGUAGAGAAGGAUCUCGCGGUCUCCGGGCAAAGUCAUAACAGUGACCAAGACCAGGUGGCGUGCGUUCACGCCUCACCUCACAUGCUUGAUGUUGGAGUCGUUGGCUUCUUCACAUCAGGCAACUUCUCACUCGUGGACUUGGCGACGUUGGAACCCCAAAAGGGUGAGUCACUCCGUAGGUCGGAGGACAAUGCCUCGAUUCCUCGAGAUAUCGCCCUAGUACAAGUUCUGCCGCGCACAGUGGGAGGCCCGACACUCUUCGUAGCCAUGGAAGACGGGAACGUUGUCACCUAUAACGUAGCGACAGAUCUCUCCCUCAGCGGGCGCAAGAGCGUGAUUCUGGGCACACGACAAGCCCGUCUCCAUUUACUCCCUCAACCAGGCGACGUCGCAAACAUUUUCGCAACCACGGAGAACCCCAGCCUCAUUUACGGAGCAGAAGGCAGAAUCGUCUACUCGGCGGUGACAGCCGAGGAUGCGACAUAUGUCUGUUCCUUUGAUACGGAUGCCUACCCCGAUUCAGUGGUUGUGGCAACCGAGUCCACUAUCAGAAUUUCCAAAAUAGAUACCGAGAGGAGGACACAUGUCAAGACGCUGGAAAUGGGCGAAACAGUGCGCCGCAUUGCAUACUCCCCGAAAGAGCAGGUUUUCGGUCUCGGGUGUAUCAAGCGCGAGCUCAAGAGUGGCGAAGAAGUGGUAACAAGCUCCUUCAAACUCGUCGAUGAGGUCGUGUUUGGGAAUGUUGGCAAGCCAUUCUUGCUGGAUCAGUCGGCCGGCGAGAUAGUCGAAUGCGUCAUCCGGGCAACACUUCCAGACUCAUAUGGAAACCCAGCCGAGAGAUUCCUCGUGGGCACAGGCUUUCUCCCGGCAGACGAUGUUCCGUCGCCAACGGACAAUGACAAGGGCCGACUUUUAGUGCUGGGAGUCGACAGCGAUAGGAAUCCCUACCUGCUCCUCAGCCACAAGUUCAAGGGCGCUUGUCGAUGCCUGGCCGUGAUGGACGACAUGAUUGUGGUUUCCUUGACCAAGACGGUGAUAGUUGGCAAAUACUUCGAAGAGUCCUCUACUUCGGGCAGGCUCGAGCGAGUGGCAUCGCACCGGACAUCCACAUAUCCUGUGGAUCUUGCUGUCCAUGGAAACAUCAUCGCUGUGGCAGAUAUGAUGAAGUCUGUUAGUCUGGUCGAGUUUGUACCGGCGAAAGAUGGCAACUCUGCGCUGUUGACGGAGCGCGCACGCCACUACCAGUCGGCAUGGGCUACCGCCGUUUCCCACAUCGAAGACCAGUCAUGGCUAGAGGCAGAUGCCCAGGGGAAUCUUAUGGUACUCAGGAGGAACCCAGACGGCCCUACGCUGGAUGAUCAGAGGCGCAUGGAAACCAUCAGUGAGAUGAACUUGGGUGAGAUGGUGAACUGCAUCAGGAAGGUAGCUGUCGAGACCAGCUCCAGUGCCAUGAUCGUGCCGCAGGCAUUCCUUGGGACGGUCGAGGGUUCCAUCUAUCUUUUCGGAACGGUAGCAUCGCACGCGCAGGAUCUCCUAAUGAGAUUUCAGUCCAGGCUUGCGGACAGGAUAAGGACGCCGGGUGAUAUCCCGCUUGAUAAGUACAGGUCUUUUAGGAACGCUGAGCGAGAGGGCGAGGGCCCGUUCCGGUUCCUCGAUGGCGAGGUCCUGGAGAGGUUCCUGGAUAUGGACGAGGAGACGCAGCAGGAGGUUUGUCACGGGCUCGGGCCGAGCGUGGAGGACUUGCGGAAUGUGGUGGAGGAGCUGAAGCGUAUGCAUUAG
Molecule: messenger RNA, 3453 nt
Organism: Diaporthe citri
Lineage: Eukaryota; Fungi; Ascomycota; Sordariomycetes; Diaporthales; Diaporthaceae
Exons: 3
Coding region: 1-3453 (1150 amino acids)
Biological process (GO): DNA repair; proteasome-mediated ubiquitin-dependent protein catabolic process
Cellular component (GO): site of double-strand break; nucleus
Molecular function (GO): protein binding; nucleic acid binding
Source: RefSeq, a predicted model, not a curated record